Molecule: messenger RNA, 2705 nt
Organism: Didymella exigua CBS 183.55
Lineage: Eukaryota; Fungi; Ascomycota; Dothideomycetes; Pleosporales; Didymellaceae
Product: betaine lipid synthase
Exons: 6
Coding region: 1-2547 (848 amino acids)
Source: RefSeq, a predicted model, not a curated record
AUGCGUAACUUGCUAGCAUACGUCCCUAGGGGCCCGUACACACAGCUGAUUUUGAUGAUAUGCGUACUUGGGCUGUUCCUUGCAACCAUCUUUCUCUUCGCCCUCCAAUCGAAGAAAGACUCAGACCCUGCCCCGAACAGCAUAGAAGCGUACCUCAAAUUCAUUUACGGUUGCUUCUUGAAGCCCCACACAGGCGAUGGCACCGGAAGCCAGCAAGAUGCUCUUGAGAGCUUCUACAAAGCGCAGGCCGGCGUUUAUGAUGCUACACGGGUAAAGUUACUUCGAGGUCGUGAGGAUAUGCUCGGCUUGGUUGCAGCACAGCUGAAGCACCGUACUGAUGCUGGUCUGAUCUCUCAGCGCCCUGUCUGGGUUGAUCAUAUGAACAACUUCAUCUCUGUCACGGAGUUCUUCCGCGCAAUCUAUAUUGUCGAUCUGUCUCCAAGUCUGUGCGAAAUGGCUCGCAAACGCUUCACUCGCCUUGGCUGGAAGAAUGUCAAGGUCAUUUGUCAAGACGCACGCGCCUUUCGUCUCCACGAACACGAGCCACAAGCAUACGAGCGAAAGGAAAAUAAAGUGCAAGGGCAGACUGUGCGCGAUCUGGACGAGAACGCGGACGCCGGGGGAGCCGAGCUUGUCACCAUGAGCUACGCUCUAUCCAUGAUUCCAGAGUUCUACCCUGUGAUCGACUCGAUCGACAGUCUGUUGAACCCUCACGGUGUUGUUGGUGUUGUGGACUUCUACGUCCAGAACCAGAUCGACUUUAGAGGUCGCAACUACAUUGGUGGUGCAAUUGACCGCCACUGCAUGUGGCUAUCAAGGGUAUUUUGGCGAACCUGGUUCGAAGUCGAUCGCGUUAACCUUGAGGCUGCCAGAAGGGACUACCUUGAGUACCGGUUCGGUACCGUACUCAGCAUUAACGCUCGUAACAACUUCUUCGGCACUGGCAUCAAGCUCCCCUACUAUAUUUGGGUCGGCUGCCCCAAGGACAGCGGAGUAUCGACCCAGAAGCUCGCUGAGAUCGAUGCCGCCGCUACGGAAUCGCCAUACCUAUCUGCUUUAGAUCUUCAAACUGGCGAUGCACAGACUGAUGUUGAGAUCCGCUCGAAAGCCUACGAGUCCGCCAUCGUCAACCUGCAGUCAUCACUUCCGCUUCCAGCAACUUGGUACCAGAACCACCACUGGCGCAUUCAUUACGAUUCAGCGCUCCUUAAGCAUACCCGCUUCAACAACUCAUACAUCUACGCGUUCACCUGGGAAGACGACGUCGCCGAUCACCGCAUCCUGAAACCUACAGCCAGCGAUGUCAUCCUUGCAAUUGGAUCUGCAGGUGAUAACAUCCUGUCAUUUUGUCUCGCUAACCCACGUCGAGUCCACGCUGUCGACUUGAACCCCUCGCAGAACCACCUUCUGGAACUUAAGGUUGCGGCCUUUACAGCACUGGGCUAUCAAGACGUCUGGAAGCUUUUCGGCGAAGGCAAGCAUGGUGAAUUCAAGAACAUUCUGAUCCAGAAGCUCAGCCCUCACCUUUCAAGCGAAGCCUUUCAAUUUUGGCUGCACAACGGUCCUUCGGUCUUCUCCAACUCUUCAAAGGGUCUCUACUACUCCGGCGGCUCCGGUAACGCCCUCGCAAUGGGGGGCUGGCUCUUCCGCCUCCUCGGCAUGUCCUCAGACGUCAAGAAACUCUGUGAAGCCCAGACCCUCAACGAGCAACGCGAGAUCUGGCAGCGCAGUAUUAGAACCGUUCUCCACUCCAAGAUCCUCACUUACUGCAUUCUUGGCAACGAGAAGUGGCUUUGGAAAGCUCUUGGCGUACCACCUGCCCAACGCGCCGUAAUCGAGGCUGAUUUCGUCAAGACCGCCGACUACUCUGAGACCGAGACCAGGAAGGAUGCUGGUGACGAAUAUAUGGCAUUUCACGACGAGCCGUCGGACGAAGCGCUGAAGCAGACCUCCGGAAACGCGAUCUACGAAUACGUCCUCAACACCUUUGAGCCAGUGAUCAACACUACCUUGCUCAGCACCCAGAACCACUACUAUCUCCUCACUCUCCUCGGCCACUACACGCCCACAUCGCACCCCACCUACCUCUCGCCGAAGAGUCAUGUCAAGCUCAGCAAACCAAACGCAUUCAAAGGACUGCGCAUCCACACUGACGAGAUCAGUGAGGUCAUUGCGCGAAUGCGUCCAUCAACCUUGACCAUCGUGGUGGUGAUGGAUAGUAUGGAUUGGUUCCCGCCGACUGGCCAGCAGGCUGUGAAGCAGAUCCGUGCUCUGAACACAGCGCUGAAAGUCAAGGGCAGGGUGAUGUUGAGGAGUGCAGGACUGGAGCCGUGGUACCUGAAGGUGUUUGGUGAGAAUGGAUUCAGCUGCAAGAGAGUCGCUGCCAGGAUACCGGGAAGCUGCAUUGAUCGUGUGAAUAUGUACGCGUCGACGUGGAUCUGCACAAAGGAGGUUGGUCUCGAGCAGGAGGAUAUCAAGACACGGUUGAGACAGACUAGCCUGGCGGAGCUGAAGCUCGAGGCGCCGGCUAUGCACGUGGAUGAGUAGUUGCGCACUUGAAAUCCCUUGUCUGCUGCAAAUGUCUGAGCCAAAAUACCAAAACAAUUGAGGCAUAAUCAUUGACAUUGCAUCGUCCACCAGUACAAGGCAUCUGCGUCACAUCGCAUGUUCUUUGCCCUAUACACGAGUCGCACUUCGAUAGUGCC